Messenger RNA from Pelobates cultripes (western spadefoot toad), 381 nucleotides. The record is from the annotation of a GenBank genome assembly. Lineage: Eukaryota; Metazoa; Chordata; Amphibia; Anura; Pelobatidae.
AUGGUGGAUGCCACGUGUCCCCCCAAUCAUACAGAGGCUGGACGCAAUAUUCGCCAAUUUCUGGCACAAGCUGGAAGUCAGAACCAAGCCAAGCAACCUUCUUACCAAGAAAUUGCCUCCAGCCCGGAAAAAGGCUCAGCAGGUCGCAACUACAAGACAGACCUCACGAUCGCGGCGGACCAAGCUGCACCACCGACCCCAGCACAAGAGGGACAAAAUAAGCUUGCCGCCAGAGGACAGAGGACCCCCCCCCCCCGACUGGCCCAGCUUGCAUCAAUCCACGAGGACGCCUACCUGAGCCCAGUGCCGCCCAAGGAAAAGCCCUCUCACAUCGUCCACACCGGCUGCCACAGCCUACCCUGUGGGCAACUCCAGCAGUGA